This is a messenger RNA of Acomys russatus (golden spiny mouse), 1311 nucleotides long. RefSeq names its product proline rich and Gla domain 2 (gene Prrg2). Gene Ontology annotation, molecular function: calcium ion binding. Gene Ontology annotation, cellular component: extracellular region. NCBI's taxonomy places the organism in Eukaryota, Metazoa, Chordata, Mammalia, Rodentia, Muridae. The record is from RefSeq and is a predicted model, not a curated record.
GUCCUCGAUCUCAGGGCCUUGUCCCCUCAAGCUUUCAAGACCUAGAAAUAGACACCUGGUCUGUCCUGUAAUCUUUGAUCUCUGAGGGUGGAUGGGGCAACAGCGGACAGAGGGAGGUUGACUUGGACCGGAAUCUGCCAGGUUGGAAGGGACCAGGACUGAAGAGGAACCUGUUUAAACGCCUACUGCGUUAGGUCUGUGGUGGGUGCUGAAGUAUAGCCUCGGCAACUGUGUGCUCCUCAUUGGGCUAGCACUGUCACCUCUGAAAUCCUCCUCGGACAUUCAAAUACCUGGUACAAUAGACACGCGACUUUAUCACCCGGCAGCAGAGGUUCCUCGGCUGUAGAGUGGCAGGCGGGCUAGCAUUGCUUUGAGGGUUCAGAUGCGUUGCUAAAGCCCCACAGUGUCUGGUGUGGGACCCAGGCUGAGUGCUUGCUCUUAUCUUCGUUCAUGACUGCAGAGUCCAGGCAGGGAGUCCUUGCCUCGUACGUACCUCUCGGCAGGCAUUUGUCAUCUGGGAAUUCACAUAAACUAUGAGGGGCCACCCUCCUUUGCUCUUAGUCUAUAUGGGAUUGGCCACCUGUCUGGACACCUUACCUCAUAGAGAGCAAAACCAAGACAUCUUCUUGGAUCCCCUGGAGGCCCAGAGUUUCCUAGUUAACCACAAGCGUUUUCCUCGAGCUAACCACUGGGACUUGGAGUUGCUGACCCCUGGGAACCUGGAACGGGAGUGUCUGGAGGAGAGAUGCUCUUGGGAGGAGGCCCGGGAAUACUUUGAGGACAACACAAAAACGGAACGCUUCUGGGAAAACUAUAAGUACAACGGCAAGGGAGGGCGUGGGCGCGUGGACGUGGCAGGCUUGGCAGUGGGACUGACCUGCGGCAUCCUGCUCAUCGUGCUCGCUGGCUUGGGAGCCUUUUGGUACCUGCAAUACCGACGGCGGCGGCGGCAUCACCUCGGAGUCCAGGAGUCCUGUCUGCAAGAGACCGUACUCAUCCCCCUGAGUCCCACGACGCCCCAGUCUCCACCCUUACCCCCAGGCCCCCCCACCUAUGAACAGGCGUUAGCAGCCUCUGGGGUACACGACGCCCCUCCGCCCCCUUACUCCAGCCUCAGAAGGCCUCACUGAAGACCUGCUCCGGAGCGCGGGCUCUCCGAACUGUGCCCCUGAUUCGUAGCGGAUUCCGGAAGUCGCCGGCUUCUCUGACCCCUGGGGCUUCAGUGUGUCCGUGGGCGAGUCAGGGUCGUCGGACCCUAGGUCUACGGUCACACACGUGUUUCCGCCGGGCACGGGUACACGCAUGCCCCUG